Asterias rubens (European starfish) is the source of this 1212-nucleotide messenger RNA. RefSeq lists its product as uncharacterized. The record is from RefSeq and is a predicted model, not a curated record. Gene Ontology annotation, molecular function: 3'-5'-RNA exonuclease activity. The transcript is spliced from 2 exons. The coding region runs from base 340 to 1212 and encodes 290 amino acids. Lineage: Eukaryota; Metazoa; Echinodermata; Asteroidea; Forcipulatida; Asteriidae.
UUAUCAAUUAACAAUUAUCUUGUGUCAUACAGAGCCAACCGCUUUAACAUUCUUUUUUAUGAUGCAGCUGCCACAUUUUUGAUUUUAUCUCUUCCCUGCCAGACCCCAACAAUCUAUUGAAAGCAGUUCUUUACGAUAUUCAGCAGAAGAUUUACUUGUCCCAUAUACGCGCUCUCGGGAUGGUGGAUAAGGUGGUCACAGGACCAUUCUGGCGCUUGGUAGAAGGCACCGCCAGCAUCUUGGAUUUGAAUGGGCCACUUUCACACAUGUUAGAAACUCUAAAAAAAAUGGUCAGUAGAUGCUACGCCACUUUUAGAACAAGAACUGCUAUUUCAUGAUAUGGAUAUCCAUAAAGACGCAAUGUAUAAUGAACUCUUUGCAGACCAGCAAGAUGCCGACUUCCAAACUUACACCCAAGUUGCACUAGAAAUGGUACUGACAGGGAUUGUUUUAAUUCUUGAGCGACAAGCGAAAGACCAGCUCGAGGGUGGAAAGUACUUUAACCCAACCCCAACUCAGCAAGAAUCUGCCAAGAAUGUACCAACCACCAACACAGUGUCAGAGCGGGAUUUCGCCAUUUUAGAUAUAUUAGUCAGACUGAAGCCAGCUGCAUCGUCCCAUGCAUAUGAAAUUUACAUUCUAUGGCUUAACAAUAAACCAAGUGAGUGGCUGGACCAAAUGGAUCCUGUAGAGAAGAGUGCUCUGUUGGAUAAGGCCAGGCAUCGCUACGGCUCAAUAAGAGCACAGUACCUAAUAAGGAAGGAUAUACUCAAACAACAACACUUAGAAUCCCUAAGGGUAAAACAGUCUAAAAAAGACAAACAAGAGCAAAGAAGUAUAGUUAAUAAAGUUGCGGCAACUGAUGCCAUUGUUGAGUUUGGUGGAGUAUGGAAGUUGGAUGAGGUAGCAAGAAAGUUGGAGUCACUGAGUACACAAAAAAGAAAGGCUGCACUAAUUGCACAACUUAAGUAUCACAAGAAGGUUCUUAACUCCAAAGGAGACCAUAGAUUGUUUAAUAAAUUUAGGCACGGUGCUCCAACUGGAGCAACACUCAAUGCGAGAUUAGAGAUUCUGAUGGGGAUUAGUCAGGAGUCUGGGAUACUGGUGGUGGAGUACGGUAGCUGGUUCCAGUCUCUUGCCGUGCUUGGGAAAAAUUACUUCUGGUGGCAGUUGGUCUUGGAUGACAGUAUUUGGAGGGAGAGUGGAUUGUGA